Molecule: messenger RNA, 561 nt
Organism: Adineta ricciae
Lineage: Eukaryota; Metazoa; Rotifera; Eurotatoria; Adinetida; Adinetidae
Source: the annotation of a GenBank genome assembly
AUGGAUAAGCUCUCCAUACGCUCCUAUAUAAAGACUCGCUCGCUUCUGGGUUUAGCCGCUACGGAAAUUCAUGAUGAAUUGGUCACUGUUUAUGGUCCAUAUGUAGUAUCAUAUUGCACAGUCGCACGUUGGAUUCGUCGAUUCUCCGGUGGACGGGAGUCGUUCUACGAUGAUCAUCGAGUCGGUCGGCCAAUCACCAUGGUUACUCAACGGAACAUCGACGAAAGAUCAUCAGCAAAGAUCAGUGGUAUCCAACCGCACCAUGACAAUGCGCGCUCACAUGUCAGUGGCAUCGUACUUGACUAUCUUCGCGAAGUCAAACUCAGCGUUAUGCCUCAUCCGCCUCACUCGCCAGACCUUCCUCCAUCGGACUUCUGGUUGUUUACACGUCUGAAGCGCAAUCUCGGUACAUAUCCAGAUGCUCGAAGUUUAGCCAGAGCAAUCACCAUGGAGCUCAAUUCGAUUCCCAUUGAGGAGUAUCAAAAGACAUGCCACAAGUGGAUUGAAAGGAUGAAACUUUGCGUUGAACAUCAGGGCAACUACUUCGAACAUUUGAUGUAG